Pocillopora meandrina is the source of this 1385-nucleotide messenger RNA. Lineage: Eukaryota; Metazoa; Cnidaria; Anthozoa; Scleractinia; Pocilloporidae. The record is from the annotation of a GenBank genome assembly.
AUGGGCGUCGUUGAAUAUCUCCAAGUCAUGCUGUUUGUUUUCAACCUGACCCUCUCCAGCGUGGCACAUCCAGCAGUGAAUUGUCAAAACUUCAAGUUUGUUAUCGACGAAGAUGUCGUCUUUAACCACAUUCUUGAGGGUCACGUGUUUCAAAGAUCGACAGUCCGCGGUCCAGCCCAGUGUCACGCAAAGUGCAAAGAUGACUGUCUGUGCGCAUCCAUGAACUACUUUCCUCAGUCCAAAGAGAAUAACUGCGAGCUUAACGAUGCUAAUAAAGACAUGGAGCCAGCGGCAAUGAAAUGGAGGCAAGGAGGAAACUAUUAUGCUUUGGUGAGAAGCUACACAGUGAGGGUAAGAUAGAACUUUUAGUUGGUUCGUUUCUUCUCAAAUGAGUUGAUUAUUUAAGUAACAGCUCAGACUUCAUUCAUUUACUCGUUUGUCAUGCACUCAAUUUGUCGUUGGCUACUCAGGCGCACGUAAAAACUCGAUUCAAUGAACUUUCAAAGAAAAUGGCAUCACAACAGAAACAUUGUGAGCUAACAAAACUCUAAAUAUUACUGUAGGGUGGAGAGAAAUACAUCCCUGAGAAGCAUCGUUGCAUCAACAGAUGCUGCCACACUAAUCCUUGUCUCAAUGGGGGUACAUGUCGGGAGAUUUGUGACACUCGCAGCACCAGGUUUAACUGUACCUGUCCUAAGACAUACUCUGGUCAGCGGUGUGAGAAGAUGAAACAUCCGAGAAGCUGCAAAGACGUAGCUAAGAACGGUGCCUCGACAUCAGGAAAAUACGACAUCUACGAUUCAAACAGUAAACGGUUUUCUGUUUACUGUGACUGGCAGUCUGAACCUGGCUUUGUAUGGACAUUAAUACAAUCGUUAUCCUUGUCCAAGAGAAAUUCCUUCAAUUAUGCAGGGUUUGGCAAAAACGUUGAGAUUGAUAUUGAAGAGGGGGAAGUGAAUUGGAACGAGUUCCGACUAUCCUUAUCACAGAUGCAGUAUCUUGCUAAUCACUCCACACAUCUGAGAGCAACUUGUAACUUUUCUACGGAUGGUCUGCAGUAUACGGACUACGCACGCGCUAAGCUGGCAGGUCAUGACAUUUUUGGUACCUGGCACACCUGCCAGAUGUACGAAUAUGUUAAUAUCCGAGGAAUCUACUGUUCUAAUUGCACCGCCCUGACAAAACAGCAGGAAGAUGUGUCCUGGCACAUAAGGAGUUACAAUAGCAUAGAAGUCGGAUGUGAAUUUGAUGGAAAACCAGGUGGAGUCCCCGAUGAAAAAAAUUUCGGACAAUUUGGCAAGCGUUAUAAGAAUCAGGAUCACCGCUGCUCGUUUUCUCCUGCUUCUACAACGCAGCAUUGGUUUGGAGCUAAAUGUGACGUGUAA